Helicoverpa zea (corn earworm) is the source of this 597-nucleotide messenger RNA. RefSeq lists its product as uncharacterized. The coding region runs from base 1 to 597 and encodes 198 amino acids. Lineage: Eukaryota; Metazoa; Arthropoda; Insecta; Lepidoptera; Noctuidae. The record is from RefSeq and is a predicted model, not a curated record. The transcript is spliced from 4 exons.
AUGAUAUCAAUGAUCAUAUUUGUAAAGAAAACAACAUCAGAUGAGAAUAUAACAAGAGCAAUUGCGCAAUUUGAUGAUGAGAUUGAUGAAACUGCACCCAAAGUUUUGUCCAGAAAGAAAAGAUUUUUGAUUUUUCCCGAUGGCAGCUCAUUUCAAAUAGUUUUCUGCACCCAAAACCACGGAUAUCUUCAAAUUGGUAACAUAGUAUGGUUUGGCACUACUGCCGCUUUGGCCUGGGAACUGCCAACCGAUCCUGGUGCCUUUGAUAUAAUCAAAAAUAGCUAUAGGGUCUUCGAAGGGAAGAGACGGAGCGAUAUUUUGUACUAUGUUGAUGAAGAUGGAAAGGUCGUUGAUAAAAUUGAGUAUAAAAGGCUGGGUUGGAAUGGUAAAGAGUGCAUCUUGAAAAUGCUGUGCUUGACCGCCAAAGAGCAAACCAAACAGAAGUCGUUUGUGGGAGAGAUUCUACGGGCUGUGUUUACAUUACCAGCAGGCCCCGGGACGGCGUCUCAACUUCAUAAGCAAUACGACGACGCCCGAGGGGACUAUGGGAACUGUAGUGAACGGUACCCGAAAUGUGGACACGUUGGAACAGUGUAG